Molecule: messenger RNA, 3948 nt
Organism: Symbiodinium natans
Lineage: Eukaryota; Dinophyceae; Suessiales; Symbiodiniaceae
Source: the annotation of a GenBank genome assembly
AUGAAGCGACGCAUGGCACCCGAGGCUGCCGAGAACAUCUUCGACAAUGCCAAGCGCCCUUGCAUGACCGUGCAGAGCGCGGAGGAGGCUGUUAUGGAGGAGGAAGCAUUCUCGUUCGCAGGCCUCGUUGGAUUGGAUGAGGCUUUCGACAGGUUGGCAAAGAGAUAUCCUCAAAGACCAGCUGUCGAGGACGACUUCGGCUGUGCCUGGACAUACUCGGAGCUUCAAGAGGCAUCACUCCGCCUGGCAAGCGGCUUCUUAGAGAUGAUGUCUGUCAAAGGUGAUUCUCCGCCUAUUGUGGCACUGCUGCUGCGCCGCAGCUGCUUGUGGGUUGCCAGCUGUCUCGCUGCAAGCCGCUUGGGCCCUGUGCUAGCUCUGAGCUGUGACUUGGAGACCCAGGAGGAGGUGACCCGAAACACAGAAGCGCUCGCCGAGCACAGACCAAGGCUGCUGGUCCUGGAGCACGCCGUUUGCGAUGCUGCCGCAGCUGCACCACUGAAAGCGUCCCAUGCAUCUGGCACACCGCUGGUUUUUGCGGACACCUUGCAAAACGCUGAGGUACAGUGGGUACAUCGGCCGCAGGCCUGGGGGCCAAGGCAUUUGGACGAUGCGCUGUGGCUGGUAUACACAGGUGGGACUACGGCAGCCUCGAAAUGUGUCGUGCAGACCCACAGGAUGGCCCUCCACGAGCUCGUGACGUACCCAGACUUUGGGGUGAUGACCUGUGAGGACCGUAUCUUGCAUCACACCUCCGCCUUCUGGGGCGCGACCAGUCUGGGUUUGUUUGACUUGCCCUGGUCUUGCGGCGCAUGCCUUGUGCUCCUCGCGCGCCAUGGAAUCGCUGAGGUCGCACAAGCCAUCGAGGAGCGUCGCAUCACUGUGGCAGGGCUUGUGCCCUCUCUUCUGGAUGCCCUUAGCGCGUCGCGCUGCACCUCCUUGCGUACUGUUUUCACAUGGGGAGAAGCUUUGCGGCCGUCUACUGCCGCGGCUUGGUGCAGACACGUUCAGCUGCUGGAUCUGCUGAUCGCCAGUGAAUAUUGGCUCGUGCUCUGUGCCGACCACCGGCAGACAAGCUUGCGGCAGCCUGGCUUCUUUCCUGUACGUGGAGCACAGCUUGUGCUGCUGGCGGCUCAGCUUGAGGAGGAUGACACUACUUCGCCACAGCAUGUGGCCCCAGGCGAGGUCGGAGAGCUCUACAUCGCCGGCCCCAUGGUCAGUGCUCAAGGUUACAGCAAAGCCGCCUUGAAUGAAGGUGCAUUUGUGAAUCUACCGCUGGGUGCUGGCGGUCAGCUUGUGCGGCACUACAGGACCCGGGAUCUGGCACGGUGGACGGCCAAUGGUGCUCUUGAGUAUUGUGGCCGCGCUGAUGGCUUCGCCAAGGUUGGUGGCAAGUGGCUGGACCUCACGGCAGUUGAGCGGAGGCUGCAGGAGGCCGGCUGCAAGGAAGCCGCCUUACUUUGGGACGAGGAGCACAAGGUCCGACAUGCGGCGGUCGUUCUUCGGGAUGGAAAGUUGGAGUGCUCACUGGCAGCUCAAGUGACGCAGCUGGAGGCGGUUCUUCCGCCCCACACAAGUCUCCAUUUGCUCCGUAGCCUGCCGAAGAAUCCCGCCACUGGCAAGGUGGCCAGGGCAGCGCUGUUGAAGGAUCUGCGCCAAAAGCAGGAGGAUCACUGUAUUCUUUCCGGCUCUUCGCCCUCGUCGUCCAGCAAAAGGCCACGGCCGCCAAAGUCCCCGGUGUCCCGCUCAUUGCUGCUGGGCCUUGUUCUUGCAGCAGGACUCCGCCGUGGCCGCAGCCAAGCUGGGCACGUGCCGCUUGCGCUGGCGCUUGCACCUGGCUUGUUGGAGCUCAUUUGGCAAGGCAACUGCGAUGAGCCUUCAUCCAAAUCGCAAAACAGACCUGAGACGAAUGGAGCGAAUGGAGCGAAAGGAGCGAAUGGAGCGAAUGGAGCUCAGGAGAUGGGAACUCAGGCUAACGGCCAUGUUUCAGGCGCUGGGAGAGGCCGGAGGAGCCUAGUGCCGCGCGGCGUAGCAGAGCGCCUCACGAGCUGGCUGACGUGGUACAGAUCGAUUGCGUUGCUUCUCUCACCGGAGCAGCUGGAUGCGUUGCCCUUCAUCUGUCUGCUGCUGAUAGACGGGUCUCAGGUCGGACUGGCGGGCUUUGUUCGCGUGGUCCAGGGCCCGCUUGGCCUUCUAGGCUGCGGGGCUUUGUUGGCUGCUUCCUCUCUACCAUCAACCUGGCUUCUUGCUGCCGCUGGGAGACUUUGGGCGAGGAGAGCGCGAGGGGGCAGUGGCUGGUUAUGGGUGUUUUGGCUGGGCUUCCCGAGCCUCGCGGACACCUGGAGUGGCGCAGUGUGGUCCACGUGGCCACGGGGAGCACCCUGCUGCCAGGGCGCCUGGCAGGCGAUGCAAGGCAUCCUCGCAGCUCUUCAGGCACCCGGAGAGGAAAGACAUCCCGAGUUGUCGCGCUGCAGCCACUGCUGGGACUGGGUUGCGACAUCGACAUGCACGAUAUGGCGGCGACGGACCUACUGCUCCGACUGCACUGAAGGAUGGGAAUCUUACCAGGCCACCCUUCGGAUGCAAAUGGGUGAGGAGAGCCAGACGGAGUUAACGCCACGAAGUGACGCAAGCUACUGGACGUCGACCCCGAGUGGCACGCCAAGCGGGACGCCGGCUACCACACCCCGAAAUGUAGAUGCAGCGCAGGCCGGCUCGGCAGCAGCUGCAGCAUCUUCACUGGCUGCCGGAGCUAUCGCACCCCCUCGAAAGAAAAGCCGAUCGGCCGUCGAUGUUAUUGAUUUUGCCGAAUACGAGGUCAGUCUCGCCAAGAGCCGGCGACCAAGACCUGAAAAAGGUGAGACUGUCCAGCAGGCAUUGUCAACAUCGGCUGCUGAAGGCAACAGCAGGAGCAAGGUGGCACAGGUGCUGGAACGCUCGACAGGCCUCCAAGGCAGCCGACUUUCAGGCCUGGAAUCCUUGAAGGUCAUCAUUCUGGUUCGCACUUCAGACUGGAAGUGGAAAACGUGUGAGAACAACUUAGCUCAGCUGUCACCCCGGCUUUCGUUUCAGCAUUCCAAGGACCGUUCCCAGUCUGGAAAGCAUCGACUGGUUGCAUUGUUUAUUCGACUGGUUGUAGGCAUCCCGAUCGCUUCUGCUCCGGGCGCAGGCGAGGUGCUGCAGUGUGAGACACUCCAGGAUUUGGAGGCCCUGGUGGAGGCGUGGUCCUGUGGCGAUGUUCUUCUGAUCCACCCGCUCGGUCAUCCGAUGGAAAGUGCCGUCCCAAGUGCUCCAGUUUUGGCGACAUUCGUCCAAAUGCUUAGCAGCAGGAAGCCCGAUGCGAUCGGUGAAGCAGAUGCUGGAGGUGUUGGGAUUUGGGAAAGGUCGGUUUCGUUUCACGGCACCUUGCGGCAGAUCACAGCGGGUAAGUUGCAACUCGGCAGGCUGCUCCCUACCGACUUGCUGGUGAUGAAGUCACAGCAAACAUGCCUCGGUGCUGCCUCCGUGCUGGUGGUGCUGCGUGCCCUUCUUGGUGUGCCCGAGAUGGGCCGUGGACCUGCGCUCAGCGCCGGGGCGGGCAGAGGCCUCGCGUCGCUACUUCGCCAGCUUCUGGUGGCCCUCCGCUUUGUGAUUGAAGAGGCUCGACCAACCAGUUUGGAAGUCAGCCUUGUCAUUCUAGCUGCUUCCAGCUGCUUCCAGCUGCUUCUAGCUGCUUCAUGCCACUUCCAAAUUUCUAUCCAGGGAAAGUUUGGAGUCGAGCGUUCGAGCAGUUUCUUUGUCGGAAGUUUCCUGGGCAGACUGCGCACUUCGAGUGGCUUUGCUUCGAAAACGAAGCAGACCUGCCAGACUCUUAGCGCAUCUUUCAGUGCCAUAGUCGAUGCCAGCUUAGUAGAGAACGGUAGCCUGGAGGCGCCAUGCAGCAUGGAUGAAGGCCGGCUUGUGGAUAAAUAG